Dunckerocampus dactyliophorus (ringed pipefish) is the source of this 1218-nucleotide messenger RNA. RefSeq lists its product as uncharacterized. The coding region runs from base 1 to 1218 and encodes 405 amino acids. The record is from RefSeq and is a predicted model, not a curated record. The transcript is spliced from 2 exons. NCBI's taxonomy places the organism in Eukaryota, Metazoa, Chordata, Actinopteri, Syngnathiformes, Syngnathidae.
AUGGUUGCUCAUGUGAACAGUGGGAUGAUACAAAAAGGUGACAUGCUGCACUUCCAGGCAAGACAGGCCAAUGUGGGCUUCCACAGUGACAGCGCUGACCAUAAAAGAUGGCCUCGACCUUCUAGACCGACAACAAGUUACAGGAUGCCACGUUUGGGGAGACAGCCAAGUGGCAACAUAUACCCUGCUCAAGGUGGAUCAAAAACUCUUAAUCCUCACCGCGACAGUCCUGGCACACAGUCCAAGAAUGUUCCAAAAGGCCCAAUGAAACCCUUUCAAUCUAGCUUUAGCUCGUCCCAAGCUGGUAUACGGCAAAGCCAACCUGCACACAAACAAGUUUCAUUUUCUGAUGGCAAGUUCACUCGAGCAGGUUCUGAUUCUGUAAUGUCCCCGGGUGGAGUGCCCCUCAAAGGCAACGCCAACUCUGCAAAUCGUUUACAUUCUCAAGAGCAGGAAGCUCCAGUAGGCGUUUAUUCACACAGCAGCACAUCUCGUUCAAACAUCAGGCCCCUUCACGCCCGCAGCAAGGUGGGCUCUAUAGUUAAAGGCAAAUCUGGAGGCAACCAGAUGUCUGCUCAAAGGAUUUUCAUCAGUGAUGGAAUGUCUGAAGGGAAAGGAUACGCCCAAGUCCGCCGGCUCAGGCCUGGUUUUGACAGAAGGCAACCUAAAACUGGCUCUGCAAAUGGAAAGUUCUCGGACACAAGUUUUCCAACCCAGAGUGAGCGCCUCUAUGAUUCAUCAAAGCCAAAUCUUAAUGACUACUCCAUAGGAAGCCAGCCCAUCAGUUGGCGUCCUCAACUAGCAGUCAAGCAAGUCAGAGUCCAAGGCAAGUUCAAACCUUUCCAAAGACUUUCUUAUCCUCUUACUGGAAUUCAUCCAUCAGUGAGGGCAAAGGUGACGCCUCAUGAUGUAGGGUGGACGCCAUGGCCUCCUCAUGUGAACACAACUGCUUAUACAACUGCUGUCCCCUCAACCACUGGAGAGAUGAACACUACACCUUAUUUCAUGCGCACACAGCCUAUUCUACCUCAGUCAACAGAAUCUCCUUUUGAACUUAAACCACGUGUAGAGUCCACCCCGGGCCAACAAGCAGAGCAAAAUGAAGAUGACACUGGUGGUGCCUUUGAUCAGGUUAUAUCUGGUUAUGAUUGCCAACAAAUGGCAAUGUCAACGCUAUUAUUACUUGUGAACUCGGUCAUUUCUAAUGUCAGCAUGUGA